Orussus abietinus is the source of this 2300-nucleotide messenger RNA. RefSeq names its product aldose 1-epimerase. Bases 1010 to 2086 code for a protein of 358 amino acids. Gene Ontology annotation, molecular function: carbohydrate binding; aldose 1-epimerase activity. Gene Ontology annotation, biological process: beta-D-galactose catabolic process via UDP-galactose, Leloir pathway; glucose metabolic process. The record is from RefSeq and is a predicted model, not a curated record. Lineage: Eukaryota; Metazoa; Arthropoda; Insecta; Hymenoptera; Orussidae. The transcript is spliced from 6 exons.
GCGCGAGCUCGUCGACAAGGUUUUCGAAUAAUCCUUGAUAAAAGCCUUGAACGUUGCGGUAUCUAGGCACGAUGGAACUAUAAAAUCGCCAUUGCUGAGCUAAAUUUGCAGCCACUUACGCGAUGUUUUAUCCCUUCAAAAAUGACGGAAAAAUAUUCAGCUAAGAGUGGCACGCCCAAGUGGAUUCCCAACUUGAUUUUUUUCUCUCCCAGAGUUUGGUCUAACCGAAACAACCGGUUUUUGGUCUUCGAUCUACGAUCUUAGGAUCCAUUUUUUUCGGAGACUUUAAUGCACGAAAGAAACGUCUUCCCGACACGACGGCUUACAAAAAGAGAAACCGUUUAUGCCGCCAUGUUCUUUUAUUUAAGGUUUUCCGUGACUCAUAUUCCAGGGUAGCCGAUUAAAAUUCCAAGAAGAGAUUGUCCCGAUUGAGACAAAAUAUUUGAACGAUGCUCAACAUCGUUCAGAUUUAUGGUACACGGUAUCGUUACGGUUAUCAAAUUACCCAGAAAGCCUGCAUUGUGUUCCUUAAUAAUUAUCGAUCGACUGCCUACAAUAAUAGUGUUCUCUUGCAGUCCACCCAAGCCUAUUACUCACAAGAGAUUAAUAAGGAGGCAUUAAAAAAAUCCCCAUAAAAACUCCCGAUUUAAAUAGCUUUAAAGUACUCAUAAAAUAUUUCCCCGACAACUGAAUCUCGUUGCUAACUCCAAAAUGCCUUAAAAGUACAUUUCAACGUCCUUUCUGUAAUAAAAAAUCGGGUGGUUCAGAAAUUCUGUUCAAGAUGAAAAUUUUUAGUUAUAAAUUAUGAAAUAUAUCAAGACUAUGAAAAGAAAACUAUGAGCAGGUGUAUAGUUAGUUCAUACGCGUAUUAAGUGAUAAGGAGCGAUACGCGAAAUUCAAGGUGAAGGUAUGGUCGCAACUGCGGACAAGAAGAGGUGAGAGUGCUGCGAGUCGGCUGUUCCGCGACCAAGCGGAAAUACGUGGAAGCUGUAUCUUAUCUAGAAUCACCAUGGGACUUGGAGAACAUUGCCAGAUACAAGUGGCAGAUUGGGGAUCCGUUGAGAGCGAGGUAGUAAAAAAAUAUACGUUAACAAAUAGCAUUGGCCAAGAAGUGACCGUUAUUUCAUAUGGAGCAACAAUAACGACUAUAAGGACUCCGGAUAAAAAUGGACAAACUACAGACGUGGUACUUGGAUUUGAUAACAUUGAAGGUUAUCUCGCGAAGAACAAUCCCUACUUUGGCGCAACAAUAGGGCGGGUUGCAAAUCGCAUAGCCAACGCCCAGUUUAUUUUAGAUGGUGUUGAGUACAAUUUGUCUAAAAAUGUUGGAAAUGAUAGCCUCCAUGGAGGAAUAAAAGGUUGGAAUGCGCGAGUGUGGAAUUCUACGAUAGAAUCUAAUAAUGUCAUCAUGACAUUACUGAGUGAUGACGGAGAAGAAGGAUAUCCAGGAACUGUGAUUGCUUCUGCAAAAUUCUGCCUUACCGAAGAGGGACAACUUAUCAUUGAAAUGAAGGCUUUUACGACGAAGGCAACACCAAUUAAUUUAACGAAUCACAGUUACUUCAAUUUGGCAGGACAUGAUACCAACUCAAAGGAGCUCUACAAUCAUGUGUUUAAAAUAAAUGCUGAUCGUUGGACAGUGACUGAUUCAGAAAGUAUUCCCACAGGAGAGAUUAGAUCCGUGGAAAAUAGUGUGUUCGAUCUGAGACAUCCCACGGUCCUUGGUAAAAUUAUCUCUAGUGUACCAGGGGUUGGUUAUGAUUAUAACUUUUGCUUACUCGAGGAUAGCGAGGCAACAAAAGAAAGAUUUGUCGCGAAAGUUUUGCAUCCAGCUUCCGGCAGAUACUUGGAAGUGUUUUCUGAUCAACCUGGUGUUCAGUUCUAUACAUCUAAUUACUUUCCAACUACGAUCGACAGUGCAAUCAUAGGAAAAGAAGGCAAGAAAUAUUUAAAACACGGUGCAUUCUGCCUAGAAACUCAAAACUAUCCAGAUGCUGUAAAUCAUGCCAAUUUUCCAAAUAGCAUUUUGAGACCUGGCAAAAUAUAUUCUCAUACAGUUAUUUACAAAUUUGGAGUGGAAGCAUGAAUUUUAUUCACGUGGUUCCUUCUGUAUGCAUGCAAUAUGAACUUUAAAAUAAUGCAUUCUACGCAUAUAUUUCUUACCGAAUAAUCUGUAUAGUUGUCAUAUGUAUUUUUUAUAUUCUCAAUUUAUGAUUGCAAUGUUCAUAUUUAUGUUGAAUAUUCUGUAAUCAGAUAUUCGUGGACCAAUAAAAAAGCAAUGAAUUUAAUUGUCCAGAUAA